This is a messenger RNA of Striga asiatica, 1140 nucleotides long. NCBI's taxonomy places the organism in Eukaryota, Viridiplantae, Streptophyta, Magnoliopsida, Lamiales, Orobanchaceae. The record is from the annotation of a GenBank genome assembly.
AUGGCAAGGCGUUCGCCGGAGAUGAUCGUGACUAACCCGCCGGCGGUGGAGCUCGUCUACACGAAUUUCGCUUACUGCUCCCCCUUCGAUCUCCGGACUUUCCUCGUGCCCGGAUGUAGAUUGGCUUACGCUUUGUGUGUCCUUAACUUCAAUACACCGAACAUGAUGCUGUUCCAAGUGGCCGUGUUGCUCUUAAUUCAAUCCAACGUCGCCAUACUAAAGUGUCCACAGGGGAUUCAAUCUUUAUUCAUUCCCCCUGAAAAUUUCGACCUCGCGUUGCUCACCCUUGAAUUAGAGUUUUCAAAGAAAGGGACUAAAGAUGAACAGGUUGAUGCUGUUCUUUUGUCCCAGCAAAUACGUAGGAGAUUUAUGAACCAGGUUAUGACAACUGGACAAAGAGUGACAUUUGAAUAUCAUGGCAAUGGAUUUAUCUUCACCGUUAAUCAAGCUUCUGUAGAGGGACAGGAAAAUUCUAAUGGCGUUGAUAGAGGGAUGAUAUCAGCUGACACAUAUAUUAUUUAUCAAGCAUCAAAUUCAAGUGGAAUAAAGAUUGUCAACCAGCGGGAAGCUGCUAGCAGCAACAUCUUUAGACACAAAGAGUUCAAUCUUCAAUCUUUUGGUAUUGGUGGUCUGAGUGAAGAGUUUGCUGAUAUAUUCCGAAGAGCUUUUGCAUCAAGGGUUUCCCCCCCUCAUAUUGUGAAUGGACCUGAAGUGUUAAGCAAAUUCGUUGGUGAAACUGAAAAAAAUGUUCGAGAUCUGUUUGCUGAUGCUGAGCAUGAUCAGAGAACCAAAGGUGAUCAAAGCGACUUGCAUAUCAUCAUUUUCGAUGAAAUAGAUGCCAUUUGUAAGUCUAGAGGUUCUACAAGAGAUGGAACUGGAGUACAUGAUAGUAUCGUAAACCAACUCUUAACUAAGAUAGAUGGCGUGGAAUCCCUGAAUAAUGUCCUGCUUAUUGGAAUGACGAACAGAAAGGACUUACUUGAUGAAGCUCUUCUGAGGCCUGGACGCUUGGAAGUACAAGUAGAGAUCAGCCUUCCGGAUGAAAACGGUCGUUUACAGAUUCUUCAGAUUCAUACGAACAAGAUGAAAGAAAGUUCUUUCCUGGCUCCAGAUGUAAACUUGGAAGAGCUCGGUACUUGA